UCGUUCCUUCUCUGCAAACAUUUUCGAAAACGACUAAAAACGAAGGAGAUACCAUAUGGAAUGGAGUUGGUAACGAGAGGUAUGAAAAAAAAUUUCUCAAAAAAUAUUGAAAAUUGAUCUCAUAUUGUAGAGCACAACGAACUCGUUCCAUCUGUGCAAAAAAAAAUCGAAUUAGAAUGAAGAAGAUAUGAUCUGAUUAAGAAAAAUAGGAGAAAUAAAAUGUCUUUCAUUUACAACCCUUAGAUCUGCAUCCACUUAAAAAAUGAGUUCAGAUUUAAUUACUCAUAUUAAAAACCCUAAAAUUAUGCAUUCUAUCUUGAGCCCAGAAAUAAAUAGCCUUCCAACCCUUAAUCCUGGCCACUAUCCUUUUUUAUAAAUUGUGAUUACCAUAAAAUUCACUUAAUUUAGUCAAAAGUCCAAGUAUUCGAUAACGGGUAGCUGUGUUUGGUUUUGACUAAAAGCGGAACAUAAGUAAAUUUAAAAAUAUGACAUGAAACUAACUCAAAUUCGUAUGUUCAUCAAUCUUAGUUAGGAUGAUCAUUCUUAUGUCCAAGACAAAUAUCUGGGAUUACCUAUCCUGAUAGUCCAAUAAAAAAUGACUACGUUUCGAUAUUUGGAGGCGCAUCCUAAACGAUCCUACCUCUCUUAUUGCUCAAGUUUAUAAAGGAAAAUAUUUUCCAACGGGAAGCUUCCUCGAUGCUACUGCACGUUCUCACCCAUCUUGGGGCUGGCAAAGCAUCAUGUUCGGUUGGCAACUAUUGGUGCAGGGGCUACGUUGGCAAAUUGGGAAUGAGAGGUCAACUCUGUUGCUUCAUAACAAUUGGGUGCCCCGACUUCAUCCUUUAGCGCCCUACUCAUAAUCCCCAGGUCUUGUCAGAAGCUGGUGAACUUUCCAUUGCAGAACUUAUUUUCCAAGGGGAAGGACGAUGGUGUGACUAAAAACUAAGUCAGUCCUUUGACCCUCCUACUUGUCGUGGGAUCAAAGAAAUACCUCUUCUUAGACAUAAUGUCGAGGAUCGAUUAGUUUGGCAUGAUAUGUCGGACGGGUCUUUCACUGUUAAAUCAGUUUACCACUUGGCAUUUUUGUUGGAUCGACCGAAGGGUCGAUGGUGAUCCACGACUAGUUGGAUGGAUAGGGCCAGCUGGAUUUGACUUUGGGACGCUGAUGUUCCCCCUAAGUUAAAAGUGUUCAUUUGGCAAAUUUUCAACCGUCUUCUUCCUACGACGGAGGGAUCUCAUUGAUAAGGAUGUCCAAGUCCAUCCAAGUUGCCCAGUUUGUUGGGCGUAAUCGGAAACUAUGGAGCAUUUGUUUCUUUAUUGCCCAGUGGCUAGGGCCUUGCGGGAUUAUGCGGGGCUUGAAUAUCUUGUCCAAGGAUGCCUUGUCUCACUUUCCCGCUGUUCUUGAAAAAGUUGCUGAUACAUCAACCUUAGCUGUUUAUGGCGGUUACUACAAUCCUUUGGAGGAGCUGACGAUCAAGAAACUGGGUUGUCUUUGAGGGCAAAUAGUUUGGGAUCCCAGCAUGAAUGCGGCAGUUUCACCAACAGUAUCAGGAGUAAGUCAUUCUGCCUGUUGAUAGGGCCAAGUUGUUGCCCGUCCUCCUCGUAGGUGUUGCCCGUCCUCCUCGUACAACUAUUGAGGGUUGUUCACCCUAGUCUAUUUGUCUGCAAGUGGGAUGGGGCAACCAAACUUGAGUCCCAUUCAGAAGGAGGGAUGAUCAUCAUGAAUCAAGCUGGGGAGGUGCUCUUGGCUCAAGGGGUACAGUUUGUUGGGAUUGAUGAUCCUUUGAUUGCUGAGAUGCUCACCCUCCGAGAGGCUAUUUGUUGGUGCCUAGCGUCUGUUUUUAUGGAAGUGAGAUUGGAAGGUGACGCCAAGGUGGUUAUUGAUAAAAUCAAUCGGUCGGAUACUACGGAUAGCCAGAUUAGGGCCUUCUCAUGGAAGUUGUGCAAUGUUUAGCGAUAUAUAGUGGGCUUAAUGUGCAAUUUGUAGGUCGGUGUAGUAAUGUAAAACUAAAUGGGGAAAAAACUGAUUUGAUCUUAUUGAAUGGGAAAAACAAUCAUAAAUACAAUUUGUAAGCUGCAAACCCGUCUCAACUUUCUAACCACUAACCCACGUCCUACAUAUCAGCAACCCCUUCUAACUACUUUUGGCUACUGCCACUACACAACUGCCUUCUUUGUAGCCAAGAUUUCUCAACAUAAAGGCCUUAAAACAUUAAAGUCGCCAACUUAUUCCAACAUAGCCUCCCCUAAAAUGAAGCAUAUUAAUGAUUCGGUUUACUCAAAAGCAGCAGUAGCAGCUCUGCAAUCCAUGACAAACUCAAAUGCUUGCAGCAACAAUUUUUGAAACUUCACACACUCCAUGCACUCCACUCACACGAAACAUCAUCAUCUUCAUAGAUUUACUCAUCACAUUACUCAAUUGAUCUUCUAUUUCAGGACAUUCCAACACCAUAACCUCUUCAUUGAUAAGAACACUAGGGCUGUGAACAUCUUGAUGCUUGAUUUGUUGUCAUAACGUGUUCUUGUGCCUUCAAGCCAAUUUCUUUUCCAAAACACUUGCUUUAAAGAAACCCAUCUCAGACAUCACUAUGAGCUUCAACUUUCUGCAACAUCAGUACAUCACCAUUCAACACACAUUAACAACAACUUAACUCUUUAAAUCAAUUGCAACCACAGGUUUUUCAGCCACUUGAGAGUUUGCGGCAAUGGUAUCAAUCAACUAAAUCAUUUGAUGCUUGCCUCCAACGAGAUUGGCUUUAGUUCAGUUCACUUUCUUCUGUCUUUUUCCUGGCAAGACAUGCUCAACUGUUUUCAUUUCUGGUUUCUUCACUGUACUCUCUAGACCUGUCCUCUCAGAACUCUUCUUCUAUGUCAUCUUCCAACAAGCGAGAGUUGCAACUCAAAGAGUUAUUUGCAGGCUCUCAAAUUGUUAUUUGUUGCAUGACAUAACAACCAAGUACUUCUAACAAGUCAUCCUCCCACCGAAUAAGGACCAGCCACUCCGCUGCCUACUCGUCGAAUGACAAUGAAACCAAACCUGCUUCACUCAAAGGUUACACCACCUACUUCACUCGUAGGUAUGUCUAGCUGACACUGACACCCAACCUGCUUCACUCACAGGUUACACCACCUACUUCACUCGUAGGUAAGUCUAGCUGACAUUUCCUUAAACAGUUCCUCAAGCAUCCUUGCAUAACCAUGGAUUCCCUCAAUCCAAUUAUCAUUUAUCAUCAUCUACUUCUCUGAAAGUCUCCAAUUGAACUAAUGCUACAAUCUCACUCACUACCAUCAUAAUGUAGCUUGGCAGCAUAAAAAAAUGUAUACUCUACCCAUCAUGCAAUCACAAAGCUGUCAUGAGCAUAACAAACAGAAGACAAACGU
Messenger RNA from Linum trigynum, 3381 nucleotides. Lineage: Eukaryota; Viridiplantae; Streptophyta; Magnoliopsida; Malpighiales; Linaceae. The record is from the annotation of a GenBank genome assembly.